UAAACUCCCAUGUUCUUCCCUUUCAUUUCCUUUCCAUGACUUUCCUUCUGCUUCCCAACUGAUUCCCUCCACACUAGGGAAAAGAGAAAGCAAAAACUCCAUCUUCAUUUUUUCUUCUUUGAUCCCUUCCAAAGGGAUAUGGGGGUUUCAGGGAAGCCUCAAAUGGUGGACGGAGGAGGAGGAGGAGGCUUGGAAUCCGACGGCAAAAAAUGGGUCAUUGCCGGCAUCUCUUUACGAGCUCCGUUGAACCCUAUUUACACGAAUCCAGUGGACGACCACAAAGAUAAAGAAGAAGACGAAGAAUCGUGUUCGACCACUCCAACUGGACGGGAAGCGAGAAUACCGACGCUGUUGACAUGUCCGCCUGCUCCCAUGAAGAAGAAGCCUUCCUUGAAGUGUAAUUACGCAAGUGUUAGAGAGUUCUUUACUCCACCGGAUUUGGAGGCUGUCUUCAUACGCCAUGUUUAAAAAAGCUCUACCUCAUCUAUUGUAACAUGUUCACCAUUUUUUGUUCUAUUUUAGGGCACUUUAAUGGUAGCUAGGGAUCA
Molecule: messenger RNA, 548 nt
Organism: Hibiscus syriacus
Lineage: Eukaryota; Viridiplantae; Streptophyta; Magnoliopsida; Malvales; Malvaceae
Product: cyclin-dependent protein kinase inhibitor SMR6-like
Exons: 1
Coding region: 139-468 (109 amino acids)
Biological process (GO): regulation of DNA endoreduplication
Source: RefSeq, a predicted model, not a curated record